Symbiodinium natans is the source of this 2451-nucleotide messenger RNA. The record is from the annotation of a GenBank genome assembly. Lineage: Eukaryota; Dinophyceae; Suessiales; Symbiodiniaceae.
AUGGAAGACAGAGAUGCCUUCCUACAUUUCUUGGACUCUUCCUUGCAAGUCUUGCGCAAGCACCUGGCUUCUGCCUACGACGCGAAGCAUGACGCGAACCGACUCCUGAACUUGGAGAGCGAGCUUCAGGCAGUUUCUCUUCCCAGUAGAGCUCCUCAAAGACCCAGGAGCCACUCGAAAGACGCGAAAGGACCGGAGGUGGCUCCAGUUCAGUCACCUCGGAGUGAGUCCCCUGCCCAGUCAGAAGCUCCAAGCGUUCGCUUUGGCGAGCAGACUCGGAUAGAGAUCGAAAAGGGCGAGACCCCUGUCUUCCCAGAGGCCUCCUUGACAGAGUUAUCGGACUUCGACAUAGGCGAGGAGGACAAGGAGGAUGCCAUCAGCCACGGGGAUUCUUCGGCACUCUUGCAGUCGGAUCUGCGGGACCUGUCCCAAAGCGAGCAGCAGAUGAUCAGGCACCGGCUCCGCGUGCGGCUGGGCGUGAUAACGAAGAACCGCUUGGUCUCCGGAAAAUCCCUCCAUGACUCCCUAUCUGCACUUGGGCUCACACGAUAUACGGAGCAGGAGAUCAACGACCUGGUCAACCAUCUGGCGACCUUCGUCGACCUGAGCUUUGAGGAAGAGGAGGAGCUGACAUGGAGCGCUGGCACCAUCCAAAGCACCAUCCAAAGCACCCUGGACCCCUUCGACCUCUUCGGCCUCCGGGGUUUCGACCCCGCGGCCGCCAAGCCCGUCUGGCAGUGGCCCAGCGGAACGCAGGCGAGCCUCCGGAACCAGAAGUCCACGAUCAGCUUCCACCGGGAGAAGUCGACCUUCAGCAUCUACAAAGACCCCUCGAACCCCGACAUCCACGUGGACACCAGCAACCUCGUGAACUUCAACGUGGUGCCUCUGGAGGCCCUCAUGGACGUCUUCCUCGCGCACGAAGGGCCCAUGCACAAGAAGAUCUUCGGCCCAAAGCUGCUGAAGAAAUUCCGGGCCGUGAAGGAGAUCCUGCUGGCUGGCGACACCAAUCGCCUCGUGGCCGAGCUAACUUUCGUUCGAAUGAACGACCUGGCAGUCCCCUCGGAGCCCAUUCACUUCCUCCUCUAUUUGGAGCCACUGAUCGCCUUGAUCAUUGUGGCAAACGGAAUCUCAAUCGGAAUCCAAACGGAUCCGAAGUUCGAAAGCUGGCCCCAUUGGAUCUACGUGGAGCUGGGCUUCGUGGCCCUGCUCGCGCUCGAAAAUCUGACCCGCCUGAUGAUUCUCGGCUGCCGCGACUACUGGUGCGGGGUCGAGAAAACAUGGAAUUGGUUCGACACCGUCGUGACCUCCAUCGGCAUCGCGGACGUGACCUGGCAGCUGGCCGCCACCGACCCCCCCGACAUCGCAGGGACCCUGAUGCUGCGCUGCUUUCGCCUCGUGAGGCUGGCCCGGGUCGUGCGCGUCUUCCGGCUCAGGAUCAUGUCGGACUUGCGGCUCAUGGUCCGAGGCCUCGUCGCGGGCAUCUGGACCCUGGCCUUAGCCUUCUGCCUCCUCUUCGCAGUCUUGUACCUCAUCGCAGGCUUCGCCUCCUUUACCAUAGGCAAGGACCACCGAAUGGAAGACUUGGGCAUGUCUGAGCUCUUCUACAACAUCCCGGUGUCCAUGUUUACGGCCUUUCGCUGCUUCAUCGGGGAUUGCAACACGAUGACCGGGGAGCCGAUCAUGCUGGUCCUGGCCGAAGAGUUCGGGGUCAGUUUUGUGAUGGGGUACGUGGCCAGCUACAUGCUGGUGGCCAUGGGGAUCUUCAAUGUGAUUCUGGCCGUGUACGUGGACAUCACGAUGAAGGCCGCCAAAGAGAACGACGCGGUCACUGCUGAGCAGUACAACCGGGAGUCCAUCCGAAUUGCUCGCGCCACCCGAGAGCUGCUGAAGAAGUUUGCUGCUGCCUAUCAUGUCUUUCACGUCAUGGAGGACCACGUAGCUGACCUCACGCGACUGACGAUCACUGAUUCGGCGGUUCUCUUUACCGAUGAUGAGAUUCACGACGACGUGGCGAUCACCAAGGAGCUCUUUUUCCUCGUCAUUCAGGAUCCUGCCGUGCAGGCCCUGAUGGACGAGCUUGACCUCCCGCCCAACCGGGCGCAGCUCUUCGAGGUCAUUGACUCUGAUGGCAGUGGCACGCUCCACAUCCAGGAGCUCGUUCAGGGCCUGCUGAAGCUGCGGGGGGAGGUCAACAAGGGCGACGUGGUGGCACCGCUUCUGGCAGCCCGCUCAGUGCAGUCUUUGGUGACCAGCCUACAGGAGGACUUCUCGAGGCACCUGAGAAUGCUCGAGGCCCGGCCUUUCGCCGAGCUCGACUCGCCGCCACUGCCCUGCGUGGUGGGCCCACGGCUGGGCAGCAUGCGGCUGCCACAAAGGCCCGAAGCUGCAGAUGCUGAAGAGGAGCUGCUGCCACCGUCUCCCCGGGAAGAGACCCCCCGAAGCGUUUGA